Molecule: messenger RNA, 7591 nt
Organism: Amoebophrya sp. A25
Lineage: Eukaryota; Dinophyceae; Syndiniales; Amoebophryaceae
Source: the annotation of a GenBank genome assembly
CGAGCAGUAAGAGGGGGACAGCCAUAUCAAGGCGGUCCUUGUCCGUCUGUAGCCACUACAAAUUGCUACGUUGAUCAAGUUGGUAACUCGAGGUUCUGCACCACCCGAACGUCCUGGUCGUCUUCCUCGUCUUCUACAGCUUCAGUCGUCCAGCGUCCGAGCGCCGCUUCGUCAGCUGGAGGUUACCACAAAACGGCAGUAGCGAUUGCGAGGUGGCGAAGCGACCAGGACCACGGGUCCUCGUACCACGAAAGCAGUAUGUCUGGCUACAACGGCUCGCAACAACAGCCACCGACACCGCCAACAAUACCGCCGGUGCGACAACAAGAAGGAUCAACGUCCUCCUCAUCUACAACGCUACUUCCGCAUUCGAAUACCAAGACGAGGCAGCAGCGACAACAGAGUGCUGGGUACAUGUACAAAACAGGAAGUCCGGCGGACUCGAAUGCAACGACAACAGCGAGUGGCCGUGCCAAAGUGGGUACUCCUAGCUCCUCAGGCCGUAGCGGAUUGUCACUAGAUUGCAGCAUGAGCUCUCCUUCGGGAGCCCAGGCGUCACCGAAAGGCCGUCUCAUUUGUUCGCCAAACUACAAGAGCACAACAAGGGUGACUACCGAUUUUCCACAGUUGCUUGCCUCUGGCUCUGUUGUAAACCAUAUAGGGACGACUUCGAAGGUAAGUAAGGCGGGCUGCCAUUUUGUCUCGACGGUGACCACGGAGGGUCAUAUCAGGGGCACUCACAUGACAAGUAAACACUCCAGUUGUGGCCGUGACGGGACUACAACAGAUGGAGAAGAAGGAACGAAGAGCCGCGGACUGACCUGUGGGAAUGCACGGGCACCAGUUGUAAGACAUUAUUGUUCUGGAGGCUCCACGAAGGAUGGACAUGGAGUCGUGACUGUACUGUCCCUCGACGAGGCGUUAUUCCUACCUGCUAGUGACAAAGUAGUAGACAUGGCUGGCGUUACUAGGUCGUGGACACCGCCGCCGCCAGCGACCGAGUCGUCUCCCACCAGCCCAGCAGAGUCGCACAGGCAGAAAAAUCAGAGUGGACCUCCGGCAGAAGGGACUCCUCAAACACGCACAUCCCCUCAGCGAACGGAGGUACUUGAUAUUGAAUAGAAUUACACUCUCAGUGUCAGUUCCAGGAUAUUACGACUCUAGUUUCGUUGUAGUUGUUAGAAAGAUGAAAAGUAAGGUCAUAGCAACUUCCUGAAAGAUUCGUUGGUGGUGUGGAAUUCAUUGCGUGGUGUUUGUCUAGCAAUGAAUUGUGCCAUUGCUGAUCGAGUUCUCCAAAACUAUUCUUCGCAACUACUGUUUCAGUAUGCUGGGGUCGCAACGAAUGGCAGUGCAACGCCUUCAGAGAGUUUCUACUCCGCCAAGGAGGAAUCGCAGGGACCACCUGAAGCUGCCUCAGUUGUGUCGGCAAUUACGAAAUUAAAGGCGAGUCGAUUUUCACGCUACGCGCCAAGUACAAACGGAACUACGGACCCUAACUUUAUUAUGUUGAGUCUUGUACUAGUAGCCUUUGCCUUGAAGAUUGUUCUUUCGCGUUUGUCACGCUUUUUUUCUAUUUGAUGUGGCUUUUGAAGGAGUUGCAUGGUAGCCACGCUCGUAAAUGAAUGCAAGAUGGUCACAAUAAAGAUUAUACAUAGGACGCAAAGUAUUAAGUAGGUGAAUGAGCAAGAAAGAUGAAACCACUAAGAACUGGGGAAUCGUGCCGAGAGGAGGAACUUCUUCGAGGAAAGGGCGUAGGGCUCGAGGCGGGACCAGUCAUCAGAUACAGAUACAAAAGAGCGCAAGUCCAACUGGUGGUGCUGGAUUGUCCCCCACCAGUAAGUCUUCACCCAGUAGUUCGGCAUUUGUCCGAGCAGGCGAGGUGCAUAGCUCGUCUCGAUCUGCGGAAGGAGCUGGAGACGGAACUACGUUGGCGGCAACAACUGCAUCGAGUUCUAGUAGUGGUCCUCGUCGAGUGCAUAGCAGGGGAUGCCGCGGCGUUCAACAUUCCUUCACAAGACAGCUUUUCCAGAAGUUGCCAAGGAUACGACAAGACCUUUUUCUGCUGGCCAAGAAAGGUGGAAAUAUCUCGAACACGACGAGAGGCACACGUCGAGAGGAGGACGCAAGGAGAAGUAGCGGUUCCUCCUUCGAAGAACAGUCAGAGUCGUGCAACAACGACUUAGUUUCGUUUUUAGAUGAGUUCCUUCUGCGGCGCGCUCGAUUGGUCGUGGCACGUAUGCUCCAGUCGCUACAGCAACAAAGUUUUCUGUCUUCCGAACAGAGGUCUUCACCGAUAGCGUCUGUGCUCUCGCACGUGGCAAAAAAAUGGGUGGGAGUGGACUCCAGUGGAAGAUCUUCUUCUGGUGUCGGUAGUUCUUCCGAAGAACCAACGUCAGCUAGUUCUUGUGCAACUAGUUGGAGUAAUAACACUUGUUCUAACGCAAGCGCUACUUCGUCUAAUGGUGAUGGAAAUGGAGAGCAGAAGUAUGACACCACGACUAGUGCUGCUUUAGCAAGUUGCAAUAAUCGACAAAGUUGUCCGAUUGAGGAUGAGGCACCAGAUUCUUGCAAUGCUGAAGCUUCAGCAGGUGAAAAAGCGGAGCAGAUAACAGAACGUGUGAUAGACACUACAACUGGUGAAAGUCUGCUAUCAUCACUCGUCGAUCACGUCGUACAGCACUGGUUGUCGCCGUCAUUUGUGGCGGACUUGAUUGACGGAGGAGAUGUUUCAGCGAGUACAUGCCUGGACUUUUUUCUUGAUGGUAGCCUACUCGAAGCAAUGGCGGACUACGUCCUUAUGGUUUAGACUUCGUACAAUUUUCAACUCAAAAUGCUUAUGCUAGCCUGCAAGUCUUCUCAAUAAUCUUUAUCGGUGCCCCACAAGCACAACAUAGCCAUACACGACGUACGACCAUGUUGGGCGGCAUGGCACUGAUCUAAGUUUCGCAGUUCUCUGCUUCGACCUCUCGACGCCGCGAUAGUCGACGCUUGUAGGGCGCGUGAAACGAUCUUCGAACUCGGUCAGAUAUUGCCCAGUGACUCUGUGUGCGGAUCAUUAGCGACUGAGUUCUUGAAGGUUCUGCUUCUUGAUAAAGGAAAAGCUAGUACUAGGAGCGCAGCCUCCGGAGUUGGGCAAAAUGCAUCAAGCUGUACGACAAUCAAGGGGACUCCGACAGAAAAACGCCUGGAGGUAGAUAUGGAGAAUAGAGGGAAACAAAUAGAAGCUCAUGCAGAAGAAGCUGCAGCUGAUCAAAAGCGUGGCAAAAAGAAACGCAUGAAGAAGACACCGACCGAAGCGGGCGAUUCAGAGCGAGUUUCUCCCGUUCCUCGAGAUGUGUCUUGCAGUAUUACACCAAAGCCUUCGAUUUCGAAUGCACAUUGCGAGAGUGUAGCCUCAGGUGCACGCGAAAAGGCGUGCCUGGGGUUAAUUUCGGGCGCCACGACAUCAAGUAGUUCUCCUUCUUCUCCAUCGUCUUCCUCGCAUUCUUCACAGGAGACGGAUGAAGCUAAAGAACUUCUAUCCGAGAACGAAAAAAGUCUGCAACUAGAAACGCUUGUGAAACUGGUCCGUCAUCUGCAGGACGCCCUCGCCCACGUAGGACGCGCCUCGCGUGAGGCCUAUGCGCGUGCCGGAGCUACUGCGAACUGCGUGACCAGGAUGCUCAGAUAUUUUUCGUUCUUCUACGGAAGUUCAAGUCUGCUUUUGAGUAACUUUUUGGGGAAGUCUACCUGUAUGGGAAAUACAGUUUCAAGAAAAAUGGAUCUGAAUCCCGAUAGCAUUUCUAAUUUUAAAAACAAAAACUCACCUUGUUAUGCUAAUUUUGUGCGCUGAAUACUGAGUCAUUUGACUGCCAUGCCUACACCUGCUCCUCUGAAGAAGGAUUUCAGGCUUCCGAUUUCCAGAUCAUAUUCGUGGAUACCUAUGCGCGACUCCUCCACCUUCUUGAGAAGAUACCAGCCUGCAGAACUGUUGGAGUCGACUUCGAAGGAGUACUAAGUUCAAGUUGUAAUUAUAUAUAUAUUAGUAAAAGCAAAAUAAGUCUUCAUGAGUGUUUUUUCCUAGUUAGGCUAGCUCCGCCAGUAUAUACGUAUAUACUAGACUUGAGCACCCGGGAGCACUCCUCCCACUAGGAUCAUACACCCCCGGCACGCACUUCCUCAACCCCGGCGCGAAUUCGCCCCCCUGGCUCCUCCCCCGCCCGGCAACCGCCUGGCGGCGUUGAUCGUUGGAACAAGAGGUGGGCGGGGGGCGGCGUGCGGCCAUUGAUUGAAACGGCACAGACCGAAGUCGUUGGCCUGGUGUCGGUUUGCUCUUCUUUUCGGAGGUUUGGCCUUCUUUGCGUGCAAGUUGCAGCGCUCAAGUUUGCAAAUUGUUGCGGUUCCUCUGCUUUUGAUACAAUCAAAGACCUGGAAGGGGAAUGUUUUAGAUUUCGCUUUUAUUAGAUAUAUUCACAAAUUUUGGAUUUCCAGUCUCAAGCUUGAAGCUUUGAGAUAAUAGAGUGAAAAACUUUGGAUUUCCAGGCUCAAACUUGAGACUUUGAGACAUUGAGGCGCCGCUUUUCAUCUUAAGCGCCCGGCUUUGGGCUUUUAGCCUGGGGCUUUCGGCUUCGAGCUCUCAACUUUGGGCUUUGUGCCUUCAGCUUUGAGCUUUGGGCUUUCAACUUUGAGCUUUCGGCUUUGGGCUUUCAACUUUGAGCUUUCAACUUUGAGCUUUCAGCCUUGGGCUUUCAGCUGUGGGCCUUCGGCUUUGGGUCUUCGACUUUGGGCCUUCAGCUUUGAGCUUUCAGGCGUGGGCUUUCCGUUAGGCUUUUCAAUUCUUAUGCUUACGCUAUCGGCCUUGGGGUUGGGGAUAAGGCUUCAGCUGAUAAAGUCAAAAGCUUGGGCUUUUUGGGCAAAGUUUUUGAUUUUAACGCCCACGAAUGAAAUCGGGCCGCCGCGUGAGCGCUUUAUUUUAACAAAUGCUCGACGCCGUGCCGGGGGUUAGUGUGUUCGCGUGUUGUGCUUGUUGGUUGAUUAGAAAAGGAGCGGAAAGAGCUGCGAUGGGGGUCGCGUGUUUUUUUUUCAAGUGUUUUCGGUUUGGUGUGUGUUGGGUUCGGAUGUUGGAGGGGUCGUCGUUGGUUUUUUAUCUAUCUCUGUCGCUUUGUGAUUUCUGUGGGAACGUGAUAAAAUUUAUAAACUUGCUGGCAUCUUCGCCAUGAAUUUUCGAAAAAUCAAAACUUUUCGCGGUCAAAUCGUAAAAGUUUUGACUUUAUCGCGUAAGUUUUGAAUUUUACGACCCUUCCGCGCGACAUCUGUAAUGUAAUAACGUUUACCAACUUUUUCGCAUCGCCAUGAAUUUUCGAAAAAUUCGAACUUUCUGAGUUCAAAGUGUAAAAGUUUUGACUUUAUCGCGUAAAUUUUUUAUUUGAUACCCAUCCGCGCGAAAUCUAGCCAAGUUCAUGAGUCCAGUAAGUUCAUGAGUUCCUAAGUUCGUGAGUCAGAAGGGGAAGAUUGAGAGUCUGGCGGGGUCGUUGUUUGUUUUUUAAUUUUGCUCUUAAUAUUUAUAUAUAUGUGCAGGUGAAGCUCUGCAGGCAUGGCGAGCUUUGUCUGAUGCAGUUGGUCCUAGAUAUCGAGCCCCAAACGAUAUUCGUGAUUGACAUUCACCGGUUAGGAAGCAGUGCCUUUUGUCUCACAGCAGCGGGAACACUGGAACUAGGCACAUCUUCAACUACAUUGAAAGUGAAAGGGGCAUCUCCAUCAGAAAAAACAACUGACGCUUCUCCACCACUGAUAGUAUCUGCAGAAAUUCCUGAUCCUGAACAAGAAGACCAACAUCUAGCGCCAGGUUUUAACGAGGAACAAGGGCAACCGGUGGACUUGAAGAAGAGUCGAAAGUCAACACUAUCUACAACGACUCCAACAAAGUCUAGCGGGUUGAGUUUGAAGAGUCUCUUGGAAAGCGAGGUUGUGACCAAAAGCUGGUUUGAUUGCCGCAAUGAUUGUGACGCAUUGUGGUGGCAGUUUCACAUUUCGCCAAAGCAUGUUUUUGAUAUACAAGUUGCGGACGUGCUCCUUCGAAAAAACCGAGGAUUCAGCGUCAAAUACGUUGUGGGGCUCAUGAAGUUACGCAGAGGAAAAAUGAGAACAAGAAGAUCUUGAGGUGAGUGAGAAGAUCGGGAACAAGAAGCCUCAUAAUUAAUGGACUACAACUAAUAGAUACCAGACUAUGAUUUGUUGAUGAGUGUUGACAUUACGAUUACUGAAGCGCUGACGAUGAUGGGGCUCUAAUAACCGCACUCGAUAAUAUCAAAGACCUGCUCCGGCCUGAAGAGUUGAGGUUCGCUCAGGAGAUAGCCGUGAAAGGAAAGCAACUCUUCGACCCUUCACAGGGAGGCGACUACGCAGUCUUUGCACAACGUCCGCUCGCAUCGAGACUGCUCAUCUUAAGGUGAUCACGAAUGCUUCUGCAAGCGCCAUCCUGUGCGUGAUCAAUUCUCUUCAAAAAAUGAUAAUACGCCUUGUCCUUAAUCAGUCAAAAAUCUAGUCCCUUCACAAUUAUUGUUUCCUUCAAAAAAUACAAACGGACGGACUUUUGAUCCGUCAUGAUGUUUAUCAUCUCUGCAAAUGCAAAUGCUGACACGAGAAAUGUUUACAGUAGUUGUAGUUCUACUUUGCAGCUCUAAACACCUACUCAGCACACGAUUGCCGCCAUCUCUUGCGAUUACACGAAAACCUGACUGAAAAACUAUCCAUGUACGAUGCCUCGGGGGUGCAUAGAGAAGCCGUGCUGCGUGAAUCGCAGCAGCGUGUCAACCAAGCCAGGGAAUUGGUUUAUGUGCCACCUGAUCCGAGAGCAAGAAAGACGUGAAGCAAAAGUAAGGAAGUACUCCUCCGACGCGAUCAUGUAGCCGAAGUUUUGGACUUAGGAUCGACUCACCAAAGCUCGACUAGAAGUCUUUCAUGUGAUGCAUAGCAUCGUCUUUCGUCCUCGUCAAUUCUUGUAUAAGUCAUAAGUCAAGUGGGACAUCGAAGGACCUCGUCCCGACGUUUUUGACGAAUUUUAGAUUUAGAUUUACGGUCGUUAAGUACUGGGCGCUGAAGUACACACUACAUUAUCACCAAGCAUGUUCGUUGGCGUCAUAUGGCCACAUUUGCGUACCUGUAAACCCUGAAUCAAUCAGGCUACUUCCCAUGUGUAAGGGGAAAUACGUUCAAGAGUGCAUUGCCGGUAUGAUUGGUAUCUAUCUAGAUAUUCUUCGACGUAGCUAUAAAAGGAUUUCGGUUCGUUAGAAUCCUUAUUUUCCAAGGUUGAGCUGCAACGAAAUUUUGAUUUUUUUUGUUGUAUCACCAUAUUUAUAAAUACGAAAAUAGAAAAAGACAUCAUGCGAACGAGAGCAGGGAACGUCUUAAAGUUUUACGUCAGUUCCACCCCACUAACAAUUGUAUUCUUGGUGGAAACCUCAACCAAUAUCAUGCUCAUGACGGAAUGUUGGACUGACAGUUGGUUUCUCAUUCAUUUGCAGAUGAAGAUGAUGCAAAAGUGAGACUGAAUAUUCUGGUUUUGGAACAUGGGCCUCUCUGUGCACGGUCGAUACCCCACCCCUGUAGGCAU